CCAUACGAGCAGGUGGUCGAUCACUUCUGGCAGCACUUCUUGGCCCAUUACUUUUGUCAAGACCUGCGCUUUGGUGUAGAGCGAGAGGCGUUUACCCACAGCGACAGCAGAGAGGCGGCCGAUGUCUUGGUAAGCAAUCACCGGGAUGGAGGAAGGCACCAAGUUAUCAUUGUCGAGGCCAAGAGGUUUCCGGGUAACACUCCGGCCGGGUGGGAGACCACUUACGAUUGGCAGUCAGUCCAUAGGUCUGUCCGGAAUCAUAUGGUGCAUUCUCGGAUGUGGCUAGGAACCGUGCAGACCACAUAUGGCAUGGCGGCAGUGGGCGACAAAGUUCGCUUUUAUUAUAUGUCGAUG
Molecule: messenger RNA, 354 nt
Organism: Aspergillus costaricaensis CBS 115574
Lineage: Eukaryota; Fungi; Ascomycota; Eurotiomycetes; Eurotiales; Aspergillaceae
Exons: 1
Source: RefSeq, a predicted model, not a curated record